AUGCGUGUGCGGCGUGCCUCUGUGCAAGUGUGUGCAUUGGUGCCAACAGCAUUGCAGCGGCAUUGGUUCUACCUAGUCUACCUACGGAGUACUGUAUGUAUGUAUGUAUGUAUGUAUGUCAUCCAACCUGAGGUUACGAAUACAACGACAGCGGAAGCAACAGCAGCACGACAGGGUCAGCAUGGAAUGACAGUGCAGGAGGAGGCAGUGGAAGAAGACGGGAGGAAAGAAAAGAGGAGGCGGAGAAGGAAGAAGCAACAGCACAGCGCAGCACAGCAAUGGACGCAAGCACCGUCGCCGAGGCCCCCUCCUCUUCUCCCGAGUCCCCCCCCCCCUUCUAUUCGUAUCGUGGCGGGUUACCCCUCUCCACUCCCACUCACUCGUGACCUCCAGCUGGCCGCGGACGUGGACUCUGACGGCGCGGUGGUAAGGUACGUGUACGCAGUAGUCACUGGUGCACCUGCUUUGCGGCCUUGCCAUGCUCGCUCGCCCUGCUCAUUCGGGGUUACAGGUUGGCUGGUCGCCGGUUGCUGUGUCGCUGGCAGGCCGCUUGGAAGGUACCUUAACUACCAUAGGUAUGUACCUCAACCCAUCCACUCCCGCUUCAGGGCUCCCCUCCCCCCCCCCCUCUCCACUACAUCCUCGGCCAGCAGGCCCAAGGAUAAUGGACCGCCGCCCAGCACCUCCAGUUCGGAUCCCAACUCACACAUCCCUCCCUUGCUCAUUCUGAUGGAGCCGGCCCAGCAGGCCCAGGUCGGAUCUAUUCUGCUGUUCUGGUGGCCCGGUGAACAAACACUGGAGCCCGUUCCAGUUUCCUAA
Molecule: messenger RNA, 819 nt
Organism: Colletotrichum paranaense
Lineage: Eukaryota; Fungi; Ascomycota; Sordariomycetes; Glomerellales; Glomerellaceae
Exons: 4
Coding region: 1-819 (272 amino acids)
Source: RefSeq, a predicted model, not a curated record